Parastagonospora nodorum SN15 is the source of this 1713-nucleotide messenger RNA. RefSeq lists its product as hypothetical. NCBI's taxonomy places the organism in Eukaryota, Fungi, Ascomycota, Dothideomycetes, Pleosporales, Phaeosphaeriaceae. The record is from RefSeq and is a predicted model, not a curated record. Gene Ontology annotation, biological process: ubiquitin-dependent endocytosis. Gene Ontology annotation, cellular component: cytoplasm; cytosol; plasma membrane. The transcript is spliced from 3 exons. Gene Ontology annotation, molecular function: ubiquitin protein ligase binding; protein-macromolecule adaptor activity. Bases 1 to 1713 code for a protein of 570 amino acids.
AUGCCUCUCCCGAGCGUCGGAGUUUUUGGCAGAAGCAUUGCGCCUGUGCUCGAGAUCAAGCCGGAGUCGCCUUUUGUUGUCUUUUAUGGAGAGUCGUCCGAGUCGCACGAGACAGAGCUGAGGGGCAAGCUCAUCCUCACAAACCCAGAGUCGAUAUCCGUGCGGGGCGUUCGCAUCUCGCUGACGGGCACGCGCAAGGUCUCAUGGCAUUUGACCAACACGGUGAGCCCGCAGCCCAUUGCGCACAAGACCAACUUCCUCGUCGAGCACGUGAACCUCUUCCCCCACGAUGCGAGCAAGCACAAGGCACACAAAAUCAACGCCGGCUACCAUGAGUGGGACUUCAGCUUCAAGAUGCCCAACAACCUCGACCAGAGCGUCGAGGGGCUGCCGACCAACUGGAUCGUCUACAACCUCAAGGCGACUGUCGAUCGAGGGUACAUGAGCAAGCAGCUCUCUGCCACAUCGCACAUCCGCGUCAUUCGCACCCUCGGCCGCGACCUGCUCGAGACGAUGCCCAUGGAGCAGAUCAACGAGGACAUCUGGGCGAAUAAGCUGGCCUACAAAAUCACGGUUCCGCAGAAGAACUACAUCGUUGGAACGCAGAUCACGGCAGACUUCGUCCUGAUUCCACUCCGCAAAGGCGUCGAGAUAGCGACGAUCAAAAUGGAGCUCAUCGAGUCCCGCCAGCUCUUCGCAGAUUACGCUGGCAGACGGAUAAGUCACCAGACGGACGUCCAGGUCGCUGUGACCGAAGGCGACAUGCCCCCAAAUUCAGCAAACAGGGUCCCCGAGGGCGUGGAAGAGGCAGAUGAAAUGUUUGACGAGUCGCAUCGCUUUUCCAUGACGUUGGACCUCCCCAAAUCGCUCAAAAACUGCCGGCAGUCGGUCGAUACGGAGAACAUUCGCCUCACGCACAAACUCCGGCUGUAUGUUAAUCUCAAGAAUCCUGAGGGUCACACCAGCCAGCUCCUCGUCAAGAACCACGUCCACCUGUUCAUUUCGCCGAACCUGCCUCCGAACGAAGACCAGAGCGUGGUCGUAGACAACGCCAUCAUCAGCCAGCAAGCCUUCCAAGACGAAGUCAACCAAAAUGCGCCCCCUACGUAUGGGCUGCAUCAGCUCGACGAGCUUUACAACGACAUCGACCCCGCCGGCUUCAUGACUCCCGGCGGCUACCACAGCAUGAUGAACAGCGGCGCCAACACGCCCUUCUACGCCCAAAGCCGCACCGGCUCCGCAGACGACCUCACAUCGCUCAACGCCGUCGCAAACGGCGGCGGGGCAUCUGCAGUAGCCCUCCAACACCGACUCCAGAAUCUCGACAUAUCACACCACGACCCGCCCACGCGCUUCCAGCCCCAACGCCAACAAUCCUCCGGCGAUAGCACGCCCGCAACAAACAGCGAACACGCCUACUUCGACCUCCCGCCGUCAAGUUACGACAUGGACGCCCUCGCGCGCACGCCCAGUUACAACACGGCUGUGCGCACGCCCGGUAGAGCGCCCAUGGUGACCGACGCCGCGCUCCCCAGCUACGAGAUUGCUACUUCGCGACCGGGAAGUCCGAGCAGGAGUAGGAGUAGUAGGGGCACGACGCCUAGUCCGGCGAGGAGUCUGGAUACAUUGACGGAGGAGACGGAGAGGAAUACGACGAUGAAUAGUCGAAGGCAGAGUCCGAGGGCGAGUGAGGAUGGGCGUGUUCGCACGUAA